Molecule: messenger RNA, 5271 nt
Organism: Periophthalmus magnuspinnatus
Lineage: Eukaryota; Metazoa; Chordata; Actinopteri; Gobiiformes; Gobiidae
Gene: rasip1
Product: Ras interacting protein 1
Exons: 16
Coding region: 226-3204 (992 amino acids)
Biological process (GO): regulation of GTPase activity; signal transduction; angiogenesis
Cellular component (GO): cell-cell junction
Molecular function (GO): GTPase binding
Source: RefSeq, a predicted model, not a curated record
CUAUAGCCCAGAAAAGCCGAGGAAAGCGAGAGGGAGCAGCACUCAUUCACUCACAAACAUUUUCAUUUAUAUUUUAUUUUUACGAAGCCGGGGAGCAACAUAAAAUGGACUAUAACUGUGAAAAACAAGAGACGAGCGACAUAGACGGAUUAAAUUAAGCGUAUUUGGAGUUCAUCUGGUCACGGAUCAUUGUAGAAGUUAAUACAGACCAUAAGAAACAACUGGAUGGAGGGGUCUGGCAGCCCUCGCGCCAGGAAGCUCCAUUUCCCCGUCGGUUUGUGGAUCAACUCUCCUCGAAAACACUUUGCAAAGUUAGGACGACGUUGGCCCAGCGCUGUCUCUGUGAGAUCGACCACCAGCUCUGACGCAGCCUCUCUCCACGAAGCCCCCUCAGCCCCCUCCUCCUCCCUCUCAAACUCCACCCCCUCCCUGGCGUCCCCCGCCCCGUCGCCCUCUCCGUCCCCCGCCUUCCUCCGGCCGCGACCCGCCGCCCCCCAGUCCCGGGCGAAACGUCUUUCCCACCUCUUCCUGCGGGGGCGCUCUAACAGUGACCGGGACAAGGCAGUGGGGGAGAGGGAGAGGGAGGUCUGGGCGCACUCGGUUGCCCCUUCGUCGCAUCACUAUCUGCCCCCCGGGUCUUCUUCUGCCCCGGGGUUGAUAAAGAUUUACGGUGAUGCGCUUUCGAGUGGGGCUAACUACCGCUCCCUGCUGGCCAGUGUUCACUCUACAGCCCGGCAGCUCAUCUGUCAGGUCAUCACGCGCUACACAGAGAGAGAGAGGGAGGAGACGGAGGACACAGUUCUUCAGAAGUACAGCCCAGAGGACUUCCUGUUGUGUGAUGUCAUUGGAAAGCCCGUCCAGCAGCCAGAUGGAGCGUUCAAAUGGGAGACGGAGUGUCGCAGAUGUGUGGCCCCGUGGGAAUGUCCCCUGCUCCUGGUGGACAUGUGGAGACCCAAAGACGGAUUCGAACGACGCUUUGAAAUACACCGACGAGACGACUACGAGAGAGAAGAGAGGGAGCGGGAAAGAGAGAGGGAGAGGGAAGGAGAGAGGGAAGGUGUUCGCUGGCGCCGUAGCAGAAUGGCGUCAGGAGGGGGCCCCGAAGAGGAGCGAGGACAUCGAGGGAGAAACACAGAGCUGAGGAGAAGCAUCAGCGACAUGAACCUGAGCCUAAGACGUCGCCAAGGAAACCACGUGAGCAACGACCAGCGCGGGACGAACAACCGCACGAACAACAACAGCUCAGAGGGACAGGACCGGAAGAACAUUGUGAGCAUGAUCAGCCCACAGCCAGGAGAGAUCAGAACCAGGCCUGAAGCCAAAGUAGGAUGGACUCACCAAACUGCAGAAGAAGAAAAGGACUACUCCACCUGUGACCUGGAAGUGAUGUCACAGAGUCUGAUCCUCCCUCCGACCGACCGACCCUACUUCCUGCUUCUUCAGGGCUACGACCAGAGCAAGGACUUUGUGUUGUACAUCAUGACGGGGCACAUGCAUGUGUUUGGGAGAAAGCCCACGUUGAAGGAGAGAGAGAAGGACAGAGAGAGGGAGAAGAAGGGGAAGAGGCCUCUGAAGGUCGACACGUUCCUGUCGGCGCCGGACCUUUUGGCUCGACACUUGCUGAUCCGCAGAGACUCGGCGGUCCCUGAAACGCCCUCCGGACAAGCUCUGAUGAGGCCCUUCAGAGGAGGAGCCGUCACACACAAUGGAGUGUGUGUGUACAGGGAGACUGUGCUAAAGCCUGGAGAUGUCAUUGGUGUCGGGGAGCAUUUCUUCUUCUUGUACCGGGACCCUCGAGUGUCUCCGGCCCCCCCUCUCGCUCUGACUUUGCCCUGGCAGAGCGACGCCACCUCCACCUGCUGCCCCUCAGGCCUGGUGGACAGACAGGAGGUUCUGAGGCAGUACCUUGGGUCGAGUGAAGCCAUUUUGAAGUUCCACCCUCGUCAUGCAGACACUCUCUUACAAGAAAUAAUCUCCAAAAAUUCCUCUCCAGACUCUGGGGGGGGACCUUUGGCUCCUGCAUAUCUGCUGUCAAUCAUGAUCGAUCACGCGUCGAAACACCUGGACCCUGCUCUCACUCCUCAAAUCCUCCUGAAAGCAGCUAAUCUCAUUAAAGAAAUUGUGUGGGAUAACAUCAAGGAAUUUGGGGAUAAGCAUCCCACGCAAAAUUCUUCGGAGCAGGAGGUGGAGAUCAGCAUGCCCAGUGUCCAGGCCCUCUCCUCGGAUCUCCGCCCGCUCAUGUUCUGGAUGUCCAACGCCACUGAGCUCCUGAACUUCUUCCAGGUCAAAGUGGAAACCAUGGACAAGGAGUGGGAGUUUGAAGCCCCGGGCGACCCUGUUUUGACGGCUGACAUGGACACCUGCUCGGAGGCCCUGGCGCAGCUGGAUGAUGUCAUUAUGCACACCUUUCAGCAGUGUGUGUAUCAUCUCACUAAGACGCUGUACUCCCUGCUGCCCGCUCUUCUGGACACAAACCCGUUUUCCAGCGACGACAAGGACAAAGAGAAGGACGGAGGAGCGGGCGCAGAGGGAGAGGAGAAGAGAGAUGUGGACGAUGUUUCGGCUUUACCCCCGAGAGUGGCGGGUCUGGUGGAGGUUUACCGCUGCUCCCUGCUGCUCUCCAGAGAAGCCUGUCUCUCUCCUCCUCUCACAUCCCAAACGUUCGGCUACCUCUUCUUCUUCACCAACACCUCGCUGCUCAACACACUGCUAGAGAGAGAUGGGCUGUUCUCGUGGUCCAGAGCUGUUCAGAUCCGGACUAACCUGGAUCUGGUGCUGGACUGGCUCCAGGGAGCGGGAUUAGGAGAUAUUGCCUCUGAGUUCAUGAAGAAACUGUCUGUCAUAGUCAACUUCCUGUGCAUUCCCAAAACCAGACUCAUCCAGUCGUCCUGGGGCAGUCUGCAGGAGGACCACACCUUGUUGAGCCCGGCCCAACUCCAUCAUCUCCUCACCCACUACAAACUGGGUCCAACGCGGGCACCCCCGUCCUCCUGGGCCCCUCCUCCCGGGACAGAUCUCAGCGGAGACAUCUUUGAGAGCUUCCUGGACCACCCUCCUUUAAUCCUCCCAAAUGAGACUCCCAGACUGGACCUGUCCCAGCCGAUCCCCAGCGCUGAACUGCAGAAGGAGGUCACCCGGCUCCGCACCUUCUUGUGGGGACUUGACCAGGACGAGCUGCCUGCCAAUCAGAGAACCAGGCUGUGAGCGAUGCCAAGAACUGACUCGAGACUAAAGAAACUUACUCCUGUUUAGUUAAUAGGUUGUGUUCACUUGACAUGGCGAUAUUUAAAAGAGCACGUUGUUUAAAAAUGAAGCGGGGGGUGAAGAAAAAUUCUGCAGAAGGCUAUCAGUUGUUUUGAGCUGGUUUAUGGAAAAUAUAGUUGUUUUUUGAUUUUUGGAACUGGGAUUUUCAGUAACUUUGGUGGUUUUAUAUAGUGGUAAAAGGAGGUAGAAUGUAUGUGUAUGUUUGAAAUAUUUGAACAUACAGGUGUGAUUAUAUACCAAGUACUGGAUAUUAAAGGUGCGUUCACACUUCCUGGUUUGGUCCUGGCUUGAUAUAGACUUAGCGCGUGUUCUAGUCCUGGUUUAGUCCUGGUCCAGUCCGGUUUUAGUCACAGGUUUAGUCCCACUUUUGUCUAAACUUUGUGGAUUUUCCAGUUUGGAUAUUUCCUUCAAAAAUAGCCACUCGCACACAGACUUUUAUUGGCCCCUGCCCCCAUCUGAGAUCAUGACAUCAUCAAAUUCUUGGGAUGUGAAUGCAACCUAUGGGACAGUUACGUGGUGAUGUAAUAACUCUAUUUCCGGGUCCGACGGAAUUCCAGCCGCAGUCACUGGAAUGGCAUUCUGGAUGAUUUGAAUCAGCUCCGGGAACGAUGUCGUCUUAAGAUGCUCAACAGCUAAAGAUCUCAGGUUUUCAAACACAAACACGGUUAAAGGUGCACAAGGCAACAACAACAUAACCACUCAUCUCCAUGGAGAUGUUAUUGCUUUGCCUUGAAUGUUGAAUGUUACACAGUGGCAUUAAACCUCUGUCUGUCUUAGACGUAUUCGAUUGCAUGUGUUUCAUUGCUUUUAUGGCUUCCAAAAUAUACAUUCUUUCCACAGAUCUGACCUGUAAGUUGGUCUAGUAGCAGCACCUGAGACAUGAAUUCUUUCAGUGAGUGGACUCGCCUCUCUGCAGAUCUGACCUGUACUUUGGCCUAGUAGCAGCACCUGAAACAUGCAUUCUUUCCACAGAUCUGACCUGUAACUUAGCCUAGCAGCGGCAUCUAAAACAUGCAUUCUUUCAGUGAGCAAGCUCGCCUCUCCACAGAUCUGACUUUAAACUUAGUCUAGUAGCAGCAUCUAAAACAUAAAUUAAUUCAGUGAGCCUUGAGUGGACUCGCCUCUCUGCAGACCAGACCUGUAACUUUUCCUAGUAGUGGCACCUAAAACAUGCAUUCUAUUCUUUCAGUGAGCAGGCUCGCCUCUCCACAGAUCUGACCUGUAACUUGGCCUAGUAGCAGCAUCUAAAACACGCAUUCUUUCAGUGAGCCGACUUGCCUCUCCGCAGACCUGACUUGUAACUUGGUCUAGUAGUGGCAUCUAAAACAUGCACAUGCGAGUCUGUGCAUUGAAAGAAUAGCAAUGCACAGACUCACCUCUCCACAGAUCUGACUUGUAACUUGGCCUAGUAGCAGCAUGUAAAACACUCAUUCUUUCAGUGAGCAGGCUUGCCUCUCCGCAGAUCAGACCUGCAACUUAGUCUAGCAGCGACACCUAAAACACGCAUUCUGUCGGUGAGCAGGCUCGCCUCUCCGCAGCUCUGACCUGUAACUCGACCUCGUAGCGACACCCACUUUUCUACACUGAGACAGACGAGGUGAACGCCAUACUGCGGAAGAUACCAGGCAAAUGAACCACAUCUCCAUGGAGACGAGCAGAGACAUCACACAGUGCAGCUUUACACGAUACAUUUUAUUGGUAAAAGUAGAUCCACGUAAUUUUUUUUUUUUUGAGCGUUAUGUCCCGUGAUAUGUCUUUAAAAGUCCGUUCCAGUCCCUGUUUGUGCUCGUCGUGGACAUAAUGAAUCGUAUUUGAAUUGUGUAUCAUUUCAUUUAUAGACACUGCAGAUUUGAAGUACUUUAAACUGCGUCUGGUAUUUCUCCCAGAUAUUACUUGAGUGAAACCAGUGUGUUUGUCUAUGUUGUGUAAUGCUUUACGGGCCUGUUUGACUUGGCUCCUGUGCUUGGGUUUAACAGCUUGUUUUUAAUAAAGUUUCAAUGUAAAAGA